Molecule: messenger RNA, 1186 nt
Organism: Heterobasidion irregulare TC 32-1
Lineage: Eukaryota; Fungi; Basidiomycota; Agaricomycetes; Russulales; Bondarzewiaceae
Product: carbohydrate-binding module family 12 protein
Exons: 6
Coding region: 76-1026 (316 amino acids)
Biological process (GO): carbohydrate metabolic process
Cellular component (GO): extracellular region
Molecular function (GO): carbohydrate binding; hydrolase activity, hydrolyzing O-glycosyl compounds
Source: RefSeq, a predicted model, not a curated record
AACAGUCCCAGGCCGCCCACCUGCCUCUCAUCAGCCCAGCCACAACCAAAUCUCCAACCCAAACGAACAGACACUAUGGUUGACUCCUGGAGCCCUGGCACAGCCUACAGCUACGGCGCCAUCGUCGAAUUCGAAGGUGCCAAGUACAAGAUUAUCCAACCCCACACUUCGCAAUCCGACUGGCUGCCGCCCAACACGCCUGCGCUCUGGGGACGUGUCCCCGACGGCGAACAUCAUGAACAGCAGCAGCAGCCGACCCCGCCGCAGUACUCCUACGGCGGACAGCAAGGCGGCUACUCCGAUCAAAAGCCGUACGAGUCGCACCCCGACCAGAAAGUCGAUAUCCCGCACGAGGAGCACAAGAAGAAAUGGUGGGAUCUCAGCGAUGAGCGCAAGAAGCAACUUGAGCUUGGCGGUGGGCUCUUGGCAGGCGCCGCCAUCCUCGGCGGAGGCUACCUCGCGUACCACGAGCACGAGAAGAACGAAGAAGAGAAAAAGGCGCUCACAUGGGAGCUCCAAAACUGGCUGCGCGACGCGCAGACGCGCACGGACGACUUCCGGGCGCACGGCCCGCGCGGCCCGACGACGUGGGUGCUCACUGAGGGCCACAACAUUCCCGAUGGCGCGAUCGUCGGUGGGACCGACAACGGGAGCCCAUUGUACAUCGCGCGGGCGUUCGUCGAGGGCGGGCUCCAGGUCGGGAAGGCGGGCCGCGGGCUCUCGAAGGGCGCGUCGGUCGGCUACAAGCAUAAAGAGUACGAGGUCAACAAAUACGAGAUUCUCCUCGGCGAUCCCCGCGCCGUGCGCUGGGUCGACGCCAAAGGCGCGCUGCACCUUGACCGAUUGAAUGCGCGCCCCGUCGAGGGUGGGCGCGAGCCGGACGGCACACCGCAAUACAUCGCGCAAGCGGAGCACGGCGGAGGAACUCACCCGGGCAAGGCCGCGACGAUAUUCGAGGGCGCGUUCGUCCCGUAUGGCGGUAAAGAGAAGAAAGAGGAGCAUUAUCGCGUUUUGUGUUAUAACUGAAGAAGAGUCCGUCUGCGAGAUUUGUGUUGGACGUGGCGCAUUGUAACAAUCUGUUCUGAUGUACGAUCAAUCAAUGUACUGUGACCUGUCUCAUUACUGAAUAAACGACCGCUCUGGUCGUGUCUGUAGAAUACAAUCCCAAUAAGCAAGAUGCCGAAAA